AUGAGAGCCUUUCCCCGCCCUCUUCUCACCCCAUGGGUAUAUAAAUGCAGCUGUUUGCACACCCAGCCAGCAGACGCUCCCUCAGCGAGGACACCAGGGCACCAGCCAGGAGAGAGAGAAGCAACUGCAGACCCCCUGGAAAUAACCUCUCAGACGACACACCCCCAGACAAGCAGCCAGGCGAUUCUCUCCCUCUAAUACACACUGCCCCAGGGCUCUACCAUCUCCCAGCUGGACCCGAGCCCCUCUGGGAAGAACGCCAUGAGCACUGAAAGCAUGAUCCGGGACGUGGAGCUGGCCGAGGAGGCACUCCCUAAGAAGGCAGGGGGCCCCCAGGGCUCCAGAAGGUUCUUGUGCCUCAGCCUCUUCUCCUUCCUCCUCGUUGCAGGAGCCACCACGCUCUUCUGCCUGUUGCACUUCGGAGUGAUCGGCCCCCAGAGGGAAGAGCUCCCAGAUGGCCUCCAACUAAUCAACCCUCUGGCCCAGACAGUCAAAUCAUCUUCUCGAACUCCAAGUGACAAGCCUGUAGCUCAUGUUGUAGCAAACCCCGAAGCUGAGGGGCAACUCCAGUGGCUGAGCCGGCGUGCCAAUGCCCUCCUGGCCAAUGGUGUGGAGCUGACAGAUAACCAGCUAAUAGUGCCAUCAGACGGGCUGUACCUCAUCUACUCCCAGGUCCUCUUCAAGGGCCAAGGAUGCCCUUCCACCCAUGUGCUCCUCACCCACACCAUCAGCCGCUUCGCCGUCUCCUACCAGACCAAGGUCAACCUCCUCUCUGCCAUCAAGAGCCCUUGCCAAAGGGAGACCCCAGAGGGGACUGAGGCCAAGCCCUGGUACGAGCCCAUCUACCUGGGAGGGGUCUUCCAACUGGAGAAGGAUGAUCGACUCAGCGCUGAGAUCAACCUGCCUGACUAUCUCGACUUUGCCGAGUCUGGGCAGGUCUACUUUGGAAUCAUUGCCCUGUGAGGGGGCGGGACAUCCAUCCUUGCCCACCUCAACCCCUUUAUUAUCUACUCCCUCUGACCCCCCUCAUCCCCUUCUGGCUUAGAAAAAGAAUUAGGGGCUCAGGGCUGGGCCCCAAGCUUAGAACUUUAAACAACAA
This is a messenger RNA of Neomonachus schauinslandi (Hawaiian monk seal), 1099 nucleotides long. RefSeq names its product tumor necrosis factor (gene TNF). Gene Ontology annotation, cellular component: membrane; cell surface. Gene Ontology annotation, biological process: extrinsic apoptotic signaling pathway via death domain receptors; tumor necrosis factor-mediated signaling pathway; immune response. Gene Ontology annotation, molecular function: CD40 receptor binding; tumor necrosis factor receptor binding; cytokine activity. Lineage: Eukaryota; Metazoa; Chordata; Mammalia; Carnivora; Phocidae. Bases 262 to 963 code for a protein of 233 amino acids. The transcript has 4 exons. The record is from RefSeq and is a predicted model, not a curated record.